Messenger RNA from Podarcis muralis (Common wall lizard), 1003 nucleotides. Lineage: Eukaryota; Metazoa; Chordata; Lepidosauria; Squamata; Lacertidae. The record is from RefSeq and is a predicted model, not a curated record.
UAAGCAACGAGUGGUCUAGAAACAGCCAAUUUGCCUCAAACAGCUUUGCAAUGGAGCCUCCCACUUUUCCACACAGUCCAGAGGAUUGCAAAAUAUGCCAUUAAAAAACAAAAAAAGGUUUUCUGGGAACUUGAUCUGUUUCGCCAUCAGGGUAAAACAAGAUCUCGAGAAGGGAAAAACACAGCUCAGAAGGGGACCAUUUUGCUCUGCAAGGCAGUGCGGCGGACACCAUGGCUCAGACGACUGCCUGCUGGCUGCUGCUAUUCCUGAUGGUCCUGCCAGCGCUUACCCAGAGGGAAUCCCGUUCCGAGAAAUUCCGCCGGCAGCACAUCGACUUCCCAAAGACCAGAAGCGACAUGGAUGCCCGGCGCUAUUGCAACCUCAUGAUGCAGAGAAGGGGGAUGACCGACGGUGUUUGCAAACCUUCCAACACCUUCAUCCAUGGGGACCCCAUGGCAGUAGAUGCCACCUGCGGUGACGGGGGGACCUACGCCAGCGAGAAUUACUAUGACAGCAACACACCCUUUGACCUCACAGCUUGCCGCAUUCUUGGGGGAGGCUCCCAGAGACCCCCCUGUAACUACAGAGGCAGGUCCACCUCCCAGCGCAUUCGGGUCGGCUGCACUAACGGGGUGCCGGUUCACUUCAAAAUGCCUCUUUAGAUGUCUCUGUUUACUUGUAUUGAAUCACAAUGCUUUAAAUCCCUUUUUAGAAUCGGGUAGAAUUUUAAAAAAAAAUCUAUUUCUGUUUGUGUAUCUCAACUGCAAUUUGCCUUUUCAAAUGCUGCGGUUUGCUUUCUCUGAGGCGCAGUCCCUCCAGCCUUUCCCUCCUGCUUUUGUAUUUUAAUAAAAUGCAUGCCAUCUAGUGCUCAUAAAGCAAUAUGAAUGCAUUUUCCUAUCCUUGCAUUUUAACACCCGCUAAAGAUUAAGGCUGAGAUCUGAGAACACCUGUGACUGAAUGGUCUUCUCUUGCAGUUUCAUGCAAUAAAAUAUUCCUUUACAUA